AAACAGUGAACAACAAUAUCAUCAUCACAGCCCAGCCAGCUAACUUGGCCACAGAUCAACACUAAAGAUAAUCGCAAACAAGAGCGAGAGCAAGUGAGAGUGUGAGAGAGAGAGACAGCCGGCUUAACAAUUCGUCAAGUAGUUUUUGCCAUCGUUUUGUCAGCGUCUAAAGUGUGAAAUUAACGCGUGAGGAAGUGUAACGAACAGCGAGUGAGAUUGAGAGACAGGACUUUUCCCAUAUCCCCUAAAACGUCGCAUCAAGUAGAGUUAUCGACGAGAACAACAACAACACACAUCGUGUCACACAUUCAAACCGCGUUAAGUAGCUAUGUCGGAGGCUGUUACGCCCACGACGACGACGACGCCAACAGUUUUUGACCCAACCGCCGAGGCGGCCGAAAAGGCGCUCUGCUUCCGUGGCAUUUGGGCUUGGCUGGUGUUGAUCCUGCUCAUUGGACUCGCCGUCUUUGCAGUGAUGUGGCUGCUGCGCAAGUUCAUUCAAGGCCCCGUCUAUCGCAAAAAGAAUCGCAUCGAUGGCAAGGUGGUCAUCGUCACCGGCUGCAACACGGGCAUUGGCAAGGAGACGGUCCUCGAGCUGGCGCGGCGUGGUGCCAAGAUCUACAUGGCCUGUCGAGAUCCCGCACGCUGCGAGGCAGCUCGCAUUGAGAUCAUCGAUCGCACCCAGAACCAACAGCUCUUCAAUCGCAGCCUCGACUUGGGAUCGUUGGAGUCGGUGCGCAACUUCGUUGCUCGCUUCAAGGCGGAGGAGACCCGACUCGAUCUGCUGGUGAAUAAUGCCGGCAUUAUGGCCUGUCCACGCUCCCUAACUGCCGAUGGCUAUGAACAGCAGUUUGGCGUCAAUCAUCUUGGUCACUUUCUGCUCACGAAUCUCCUGCUCGAUCGCCUCAAGCAGGCGUCGCCCAGUCGCAUUGUGGUCGUUAGUUCGGCGGCCCAUUUGUUUGGUCGCAUCAAUCGUGAGGAUCUGAUGAGUGAACGCAAGUAUGGCAAAUUCUUCGGCGCCUACAGUCAGUCGAAGUUGGCCAACAUUCUCUUCACCCUGAAGUUGUCGAAACUGCUGCAAGGCAGCGGUGUCACCGUCAACUGUUGUCAUCCGGGCGUGGUGCGCACCGAACUAAAUCGGCAUUUUGUUGCACCUGGCUGGGUGAAGAGCUGCAUCCAAACUCUGGCAUUGUACUUCAUGAAGUCACCGCAGGCAGGAGCACAGACUUCGUUGCGCCUGGCGCUCGAUCCCUCGCUGGAGGGUUCUUCAGGGGAUUAUUAUUCGGAUAGCAUGCGAUUCCCGCUGGUGCCGUGGGCACGUAACAUGGAGACCGCCGACUGGUUGUGGCGGGAGAGUGAGAAACUUGUCGGUCUGCCGCCCAUUGAGCCACAAAAUGGCGGUGUGCAACAGAAUGGCAAUGUGACUGGGAAUGGAACACGUCCUGUCGCAGGAGGAGCAGGAGGAGGAGGAGGAGGUGAGAGCAUUGAGACCGUUGUAGUUGAUCGCACAAGCAGUUAAGAAGACUGCACAGCUCGCCAUCGCAGCCUUGUUAUAAGGCAUGGAGACGAAAGCUUUGCUUGGAACCAAACCAGUGGGAACUAGUUUUUUUUUUUUUUUACAUCAAAGCGAUCGGUUAUCAAAAUUGUCUUUGUUCUUAAUUUUUUUGUUGUUGCUAUAAACUUGACGGCAGCAGCAGCAGCAAAAGCUUUAUGAUUAUUAUAGCAAUUUAUUUAAAUGCAGCUAAUUCUCUUACAAAUUUUGUGUGCCUAGCUUUAAGUG
Messenger RNA from Drosophila albomicans, 1780 nucleotides. RefSeq names its product retinol dehydrogenase 12. The transcript is spliced from 2 exons. NCBI's taxonomy places the organism in Eukaryota, Metazoa, Arthropoda, Insecta, Diptera, Drosophilidae. The record is from RefSeq and is a predicted model, not a curated record. The coding region runs from base 329 to 1519 and encodes 396 amino acids.